AAAUCAAUGAGGAAUAACGGUUUAGAUGCUAUAGUAACAAAUAACUUCUAAGUAUAUAUAGAACAAGUAUAGCUUCUGAGAUCACAUUGACUAUUUAAGUUCUUCAUGGAACAACGAAAGAAUCUGAAGGAAAUGGUAGCGUUUAUUAGUCUCCGCACUUUAAAAUCACCGUAAAAUGCAAAAUUUAGAAAAAGAACUUAAUUUGUCUACUUUAUGUGAAAGACUAGUUUAAUUUCAGCUGUGAAGCUAGAAAGUUUUUAGAAUUAUAGAGUAAAUUUCUGCAAAAAAAUCGUGCCGCGGUGGCUAAAAAACGAAAAGCCGCUGCCGCGGCACCGUUAUGAAUGAUCUGCCGCGCCGCACAAAUCUAUAAAAAAAACCUGCCGCUGCCGCGUCGCCAACCGCGACCGCGACCGCGGCAGCGGCGCGAUGGACAUCUCUGAUGUAAACUGAUGGUUAGGAUGGUUGAAAUUGUUACUGUGAUCAACUGUCGUUUUCAACAUGUCUGCCUUUCGACACUCGUACCGUUUGAGUUUUUGACAUUUCAUUCUUGAUCAAAGUUGAGUAUCGAUUUUUUUUGUCCUAGUAUACCACCGAAAUGUAGCAGAACACAGUUUACAGUAAAAGAAAUUCAUAAUAGAUCAGUGAGGAAAAUUUAAUAAAUGCUAUCUUCUCUUUUUGAUCGUGUAAAUUUAAGUUUCAAUAACUGUCGUUCUGCUGCUUAAAAUAAUUUUUCUAAUGAAAAUUUUUAUUUAUUAAGGAUCAACUGUCUACAGAGAAUAUCAAUUUUUUAUUUUAACGAAUGAUAUAAAGUUUCUUCGAGUCAGUAGUAUAAUUACUCUUAAUUUUAUUAAGCAUAUUUGUAACAAGUCUUUGCGUCACGUUGUUUUUUCUGCGCUUUUUACAACUUACUAUUCUCUCUUUUAAAUACUGAUAAAUUCGAGAUACUGCUGCCGUUUCUCUCUUGUUUGUAGCUCUUGUCUCUCAUUAAGUAUGCAUUGUAAGAAGUGAAUAUUCAAAUAAAAUGUGAUCAGUUCACGUUUAUUUUUUAAAUUUAUUCAUAUUUAGUUGAAUUUAAGAAACUUUUUAAAAUUCAAUCAUACAUCAAAACCAUACAAAUAAUUAUCUCAAAAGUUUUUUUUACUGCUCUGUAGUGCGACAGGGAGAGACAAUAGUAAAAAGACACUAACUUCGAAAAAAUUAGAUGAAUGGUGUGGCAGGGUGUGUGGGUGUGAGUGUGAGUGAUCUCUCCAAUGACGCCCACACCCACCAACACCCAGACCCCAAAUCCAGAUCCACACCCACACCCUCUCUAUUGCUUUGGUAUUGUGACAUUUGAAAGAGUUGUAAAAUGUGAAAGAUGCACUACAGUGAGAGUAGCGGCGUCUUCUUUGAAAGAGCUAAUAUGGUUCUUCAAAUUCUAUUGGUUUUUGGAAAUUUAAAGUUUCGUUUAGUAGUUGAAUUAAUUAAAAUUAAUGAAUACUAUCUCUAAUUAAAAGUGUACAUGCUCUAAAAAUCUUAUCAAGAUGAUCAAUGUCGAAAUAACGUUAAUACAAUUUUGUUCGAUUUUUAUUGCUGUUUCAUAUGACAUACACAGAAGUCGAAAAUAAAUAAAAAUUUCCUUCAUUAAUCACUAAUCAUUAAUUCUGAGGUAAUUUUUCAAUAUAAGAACAGGUACUUUUUACCAGAAUGUAUCCGGUUGAAUUCUGCACCGAACAGUAUAUAAAACAAUUCUCAACUAUCGUAAAAUAAUAACAAAAUCAGCUAAGUACUAAAAAGUGUGCUAAAAUUUUUUCCUGCGCUUUAUAGGUGCUGGAAAAUCAUCACUCUUCAAAGCUGUUCUUCGCCUUGUUAAUCGAUCACGUGUUGACGGUGAAAUUUUCAUUGAUGAUAUUGACAUUAGUUGCAUCACACUUAAUCAUCUUCGAUCUCAUAUCAGUGUUAUUCCUCAACAACCUGUUCUAUUCAGUGGUACUCUUCGAUACAAUCUUGAUCCAUUUCAAGAUUAUUCUGAUGAACAAUGUUGGAUGACACUUGAAGAUGCUCAACUAAAGCAGUUUGUGAGCAAUCAUUCAGCAGGUCUUCUAAUGCCUAUUGCUGAAUGGGGUAGAACAUUGAGUAUUGGUCAAUGUCAAUUAGUAUGCAUCGCACGAGUCGUCCUGAAGAAAAGUAAAAUAUUGUUGAUCGAUGAAGCAACAGCUAAUGUUGAUGAGAAAACAGAUGAUCUAAUUCAAGCAGUACUUAAAAAUAAAUUUCAAGAUCGAACUAUUCUACCCAUUGCUCAUCGGUUGAAUACAGUGGUAAAACAUGAUCGUAUUCUUAUAUUGGAUAAAGGAACGAUAGCCAACUUUGAUACCUCUACAAAUAUUUUACAUUCUUAUUGUUGA
Molecule: messenger RNA, 2384 nt
Organism: Rotaria sp. Silwood2
Lineage: Eukaryota; Metazoa; Rotifera; Eurotatoria; Philodinida; Philodinidae
Source: the annotation of a GenBank genome assembly